CUCUAAGCAUCCUCCUCUCCCAGGUACACGUGACAGGAUGCACACAGGAUCUCAAGGGCUGGAUGAGGUCCCUCGACGGCGGCCAGUGCCAUGCUGACACCAGCGGGAUGCCAGACGCUCGGUGCCGCUUCUUCCCGGCCGAGAACAACAACGUGACCGGGUCCUUCAUGAAUCUCUAUUUUCUCGAUUCGGUCACCCAAUUCUGUGACAACGACACGAUUCCCACAACUUCUGGGCCCCAACACACACAACCUGCAGUGCGGUGGCAGUCAGUAUGGGGAGUGAUCACCCAGCAUGAGGAUUUCAAGAACGCAAACUUUCCAACCAAAGUGUCUUCUCCGUCGAUCUUGAAGCCGGAGUUUCGGGUCGUCCAAGAAGCGGCCAAGGAGAAACCAAGAUUCAUUCUGCUCCUUGACCUUUCGAGUUCCAUGGAUCAGUUUAUGGCUCAGCUGUACCAGGCAGUUGUCAGAUUCGUCCGCGACCUUAUACCCAACGAAUCCGAGGUGGCCGUCGUGUCUUUCGCCAACAAGUCCGAGCUUCACGUCAACUUCACGCGAGUCCAGUAUAACAGGGAGGAGAUAGUGAAGAAACUGCCCAUCACGUACAACAAGGACGGUUUUACGGCCAUUGGGGGAGCGCUGCAGUUUUGUCUUCAGCUGGUCGAAGAAUCCCACGUGAAGAGCGAAGGACUCAUGAUAAUCCUGAUAACUGACGGAGAGCAGACGAUCCUACCGCUCGUGGAGGAGGUCCUGCCUGACGUGAAGAGGGCGGGGAUCGUCAUCAACACGGUGUCUUUUGGUCCCAACGCCACGGAUUCUCUCGAGAGCUGGGCACAGGAGACCGGAGGCGGGAGCUACUACCACAGCACUGGGUCACGUGGUUCCCUGUCCAGCCUCGAUGCCUUGCUCUUCGACGCUAUAAAGUCUUCGGAUAAGGACGAGAUGAAGCAGUUGCAACAGGUGCACAGGGACGUCGUUUUCGUAAAGCCUGGACUAAAGAACUAUGUCGUGGGUGAAGUCGUUCUCGAUUCCACCGUGGGCCACGAGACGCGUUUCACCUUCACGGAGAAUAUCGACUUGUACAACCUGUUUUCUAUAGUGGUGAAUCUCACAUCUCCCACUGGAGAAGAGUACGGACGCGGGAGUGACUCAAGUAUUUAUCGAGUGGACAACAUAACGAGAACAAUUACGUUCACAUUUCAGGAAGCUCAGGUUGGGAAAUGGACCUACAAUAUUUCUACCUCAGGCUACAUUCCCUUUGACGAAGUCCUCGUGGCUGUUACAUCACACCCCAGUAAGAGAACGCAAGAGGACCCGAUAAGGGUGAAGACUUGGAUGUCUAGCAGUGAGGUGACUUACCCUUCACCAACACGAGUCUACGCGUUCAUCAGCCAGGGUUAUAGCACAGUUAUUAAUGCUAAUGUGACAGCCAUUAUUGAGCCACCGACAGAAGCUAGCUCGGUGGCUCUGCCUCUGCUGGACAAUGGUGUAGGAGCGGACUUACGGGCCGGAGACGGAAUCUACUCGGCUUACUUCACGCAGUUCUCCGCCAACGGCCGUUACAGCGUCUCCGUUACCGUUUCCACGAGCAACCAGACGGCGAAGCUACAAGCCUACAAGCCAGAGGACCCGAGAUCCCGGUCGCUGUACCAGUACCAACCACGACCUCAUACCAGCGCCAUCAGGAGGUUCCGUCUCCCAGUACCGGAGAACUCGCUCCCUGACCCAGUUUCCCAGUUCCCCCCGAAUGACCUCGUUCCCUCACUCGACCCCGGCGGGAACGAGGGCAUAGGAGGCAGGGAAUUGAAUAAGGUUCAAGUGGAACAGUUUACGAGGUUCAUUUCUGGCGGGAUUUUCAAGGUCAACAACUACCAACCAGGUGACAUGCUGCCUCCAGGUCGCGUGACUGACCUGGCCGUAUUAGUGACUCACCUGUUCGAAUCGAGUGUCACGCUGAACUGGACCAGUCCCGGAGAUGACCUGGAUCACGGUACAGCCUCCACACUCGAGUUAAGAUACCACGAGACGACCCUCAUCUACCUGGACUUCCUAAAAGGUCACAUCGUCAAUGAAUCUCACUUGACCUCAGGUGACCUAACCCCAAGACAAGCAGGCGUGCCCCAUGUCAUCACUGUGAAGAUCCCCGGUCGAAGUGUUGACAGCUUGGAGGGUCGUCCAUUAUUCUUCGCUCUCAAAGCCCGGGACGAAGUCGGUAACUCAGGCAAUCUUUCGAACAUUGCCACUGCUUAUUUCCCUCUUAAGAAAUAUACUUAUAAUCUAAAG
Molecule: messenger RNA, 2282 nt
Organism: Penaeus vannamei (Pacific white shrimp)
Lineage: Eukaryota; Metazoa; Arthropoda; Malacostraca; Decapoda; Penaeidae
Source: RefSeq, a predicted model, not a curated record